This is a messenger RNA of Apus apus (common swift), 1288 nucleotides long. It is a transcript of the gene BCL2A1, whose product is annotated as BCL2 related protein A1. The coding region runs from base 9 to 533 and encodes 174 amino acids. The record is from RefSeq and is a predicted model, not a curated record. NCBI's taxonomy places the organism in Eukaryota, Metazoa, Chordata, Aves, Apodiformes, Apodidae. The transcript has 2 exons. Gene Ontology annotation, cellular component: mitochondrial outer membrane. Gene Ontology annotation, molecular function: protein homodimerization activity; protein heterodimerization activity; channel activity. Gene Ontology annotation, biological process: mitochondrial fusion; intrinsic apoptotic signaling pathway in response to DNA damage; positive regulation of apoptotic process.
UGUCCUAAAUGGAAACUGCCGAGUUCUACUACGUUUAUUACUUAGCACAAGAUUAUCUGCAAUAUGUUCUUCAGGAAUCACAUCUUGGACCAGCCCAGACCAGGGUUGCCCAGGUCUUGCGAAACAUUGCAUCUUCACUGCAAGACCAAACGGAGGAGGCUCUCAGACCAUUCUUGGACAGGAUUGAUAUUACCUCUGUAGAUGUUGCCAAGAGGAUUUUCAAUGGUGUCAUGGAAGAAAAAUUUGCUGAUGGAAAUACUAACUGGGGACGAAUUAUGACCAUAUUUACAUUUGGAGGUCUUCUCACUAAGAAGCUUCAAGAGCAUGGAGUUCAGCUCACUGGAGAGGAGAAGGAGCAGAUUUCUUAUUUCAUCACAGAGUACAUAAUAAACAACAAAGCAGAAUGGAUAGAUGCGAAUGGUGGCUGGGAAAAUGGCUUCCUAACGAAGUUUGAAAGAAGGUCACUACUGUCUUUCUCCAAAAUUACAGCCAUGUUCAUAGCAGCUUUUUCCCUGUUCAGAGAGUACUACUGAAAUAAAUGGACCUGCCAUCCACGUAUAAUCUAGAUAUUGCCACAAGCUUCAUUGCUAAGCUUUCCUCCAAGCAAUAUCAAUGAGAAAACAAUUUUCUUCCAAAAUUUGUCUUAAUUUAUUCUAUUUAUUUUUACUAAAUACAAUGUUUCACAUGAUACCCUAAUUGCCAAACCUGAAGAUGAGAUUCCUCCAAAGAGGAAUUGAUGCAGCAUCAAGCAGCAACUCAAGUCACCCUUUCCAGGCAGGACUGCUUAGAGGGAGAAAUCACUCUCUACAUCCAGACAGCUCUUGGAAUGUCUAUUGCACCUCCAUGAAAGGACAUUGUUUUACUGAAAUACAAUCCAAUGGGUUAAGAAACAAGUUUUAAAGUCAUUUGUUUUGUAAAUGAAAUACUAUUGUAAUGCAUUUUAUUGCAACCUUUGUAUAAGCAAAAAAUGGGUGGUGGGUUCUGUGAAGAAAAAGAAAAUGCAAAUUCCAAGGAAAAAUUUGGUACGAGCUACUGACACAGACUAAGCAAUUUUUAUGGGAAGAACAAUUUUAAAAUGUGCACUCACUUACUAUUAGUGUAAUGGUAUGUGUUUCCUUGUUGUAUUUUUUAAUUGCUCAUAUCUACACUGAAUGUUCUUUCAAGUUUGUGUAAUGUAGUCAUCUGGCUGAACUUUUUAAAAAUUAGAUGUUUUAAAACAGGCAAGGACAAAAUAUUUUUACAGUUAGAAAUCUGUGUAAAUACACUAAUAUUUUUUAAAAAGACAUUA